AUGUCCAGCUCGACUGCCGUCGAAGUGCGCUCCCUCUACCGCUCACUGCUGCGCCAGGGCCGCGAGUUCGCCGCAUACAACUUCCGCGAAUAUGCACGGCGGCGCACGCGAGAUGCGUUUCGGGAGCACAAGGCCGAGGCAGACGAGCGGAGAAUACAGGAAUUGAUGCAGAAGGGCUUGAAAGAGUUGCAGAUCUUGAAGCGACAGACAGUCGUCAGUCAGUUUUUCCAGCUCGAUCGAUUAGUUGUUGAAGGAGGCAAGACGGGGAAACAGACGAGUGGGGGCGGCAUUGUACGGCAGAAGGAUCAAGGAUUGGACUGA
Molecule: messenger RNA, 321 nt
Organism: Neohortaea acidophila
Lineage: Eukaryota; Fungi; Ascomycota; Dothideomycetes; Mycosphaerellales; Teratosphaeriaceae
Exons: 3
Coding region: 1-321 (106 amino acids)
Biological process (GO): iron-sulfur cluster assembly
Cellular component (GO): mitochondrion; L-cysteine desulfurase complex
Source: RefSeq, a predicted model, not a curated record